AGGGAAAAGAGAAAAGGAAGAGCGAGGGGCCUUGCGGGCUGCCUUCCAAGUGCGUUGUCCUUUGAUAAAUGAAAACACUAUUGAUGAUCACGUAAGAGACUUACUCACUGCGGGACCUUGGACCUGGCCAUGUUUCCUCCUGCGGCUUACAAGAAACCACUAUAUCAACGCUCUCGUUUUUAUCCAAGUCCAAUCGUAUAUAUCCUUCGAGAACGAUGCCUCCAGCGCACCCUUUGCUUCAAUAGCGGCCCUCCCGACAGCGAAAAGACGGAGAACACAGUGGAGACAUCAUCUCAUCCGAGUCGAAGAAAUCACGAUGGUAACCCAGCGCCGAUUUACAUAAGAGACAUUGGCGGCCGGAAUGACGAGUUUUCCAUGGACACACAUUCAUUUGCAACCCCCCCCCCUCUCCUCCCAAAACGUGUAUCCCGCGGGGAUCACGCGGGGAUCAACGACUCAAUCGAUUUCCAGAAGGAAGAGAACGUGGUAGCAAUGUAGCUCCCAGCUUCGAUUUCACAGUCAGUCAAGCCUCCG
Messenger RNA from Pseudomassariella vexata, 534 nucleotides. RefSeq lists its product as uncharacterized. Lineage: Eukaryota; Fungi; Ascomycota; Sordariomycetes; Amphisphaeriales; Pseudomassariaceae. The coding region runs from base 130 to 498 and encodes 122 amino acids. The transcript is spliced from 2 exons. The record is from RefSeq and is a predicted model, not a curated record.